Messenger RNA from Danaus chrysippus (African queen), 648 nucleotides. The record is from the annotation of a GenBank genome assembly. Lineage: Eukaryota; Metazoa; Arthropoda; Insecta; Lepidoptera; Nymphalidae.
AUGAAUGAAAUAGAUCUGAUAAAAGAGGUUGAAAGACGUCCGAUACUGUACGAUAAGUCAGUGAGUGGUUUUAAUAAAACAAAACUAAGGGAUGACGCUUGGAAAGAAGUGCAAGAGGCUCUUAACGUGUCGGAAGCGGAAUGCAAGAAGCGGUGGCGUUCAUUGAGAGAUUCUUUUAUCAAAUUGCAAAGGACCCACGGCGGGAAAACUCGCUGGCCUUAUUUACACGCCAUGCGGUUCCUGUUACCUCACGUCGAACCAAAGAAUGAUGCACAAACGAAACGAGAAACUUCGGAUUCGGAACCGGAAGAGGAAAUACGUCACCGUCCUGGUCAUUCGCUGCCGGAUCUAUCAUAUCAGGAUUCCCGACCGCUUGAUGAAGACGAAGACUCGCAACCGGCGAAGAAGAUGAGACUCAAUUCCACAGAGGACGAUCCGUGUCAUUGCAACCGAACAGAUCCAGACGAACUGUUCCUAUUAAGCUGCGCGCCGACAUUAAAACGGCUCAAUUCCAAGCAAAACGCCGUAGCUAGACUGAAAAUCCAACAAGUCUUAUACGAAGCGGAGUUCGGGAGUCAAAUGGAGCUUCCAUACGUAACGCCCGCCAGCGACUGCGGCUACGAAAACACUGACAAUUCCGCCGAAUAA